AUGAGUGCCAGUUUUCCAACCUCAACGGGGAAGGGGGAAAGUCAGGAUUGGCGGGAAGGCCUGACUUUGGACCUGGAAUAUUUCGAAUUUCCCAAUGAUGUGAUAACGGGUAUGUUGACAGGGAGAGGAAACACGAUUGCCAAGUCGCCCGGUUCGGCAUACAUUGUAGACGACAAAAACAAGAUCUCACUAUUCUUAAGAAUUUUGAUGGUGCAAGAUCAUACUGUCACGCUUAAUCGGAAGUUUGUGCAAGGGAAGGACCAUCUUGAUACCCUUUAUGACAUGGUGACCGAUCUGGCAGAGAGAGUGGACCGUGGCUUACAUCCUCUAACAGAUCAAGCUUACCGGGUAUCGCCACCACCCAUGGAGUCGGGGUUGUUCAGCGGAUUUGUAAGCACUCAAGCUCAGACCCACUCACAAGAAGACAUAGUCCCACUGCAAGCAGACGAGAUUUAA
This is a messenger RNA of Tremella mesenterica DSM 1558, 456 nucleotides long. RefSeq lists its product as uncharacterized. The record is from RefSeq and is a predicted model, not a curated record. Bases 1 to 456 code for a protein of 151 amino acids. Lineage: Eukaryota; Fungi; Basidiomycota; Tremellomycetes; Tremellales; Tremellaceae. The transcript has 3 exons.